This is a messenger RNA of Papaver somniferum (opium poppy), 5900 nucleotides long. RefSeq lists its product as uncharacterized. The record is from RefSeq and is a predicted model, not a curated record. The transcript has 11 exons. Gene Ontology annotation, molecular function: helicase activity. The coding region runs from base 366 to 4622 and encodes 1418 amino acids. NCBI's taxonomy places the organism in Eukaryota, Viridiplantae, Streptophyta, Magnoliopsida, Ranunculales, Papaveraceae.
CCACACUCUCCUCUCCCUCAUAUUCGUCUUCCACAUCUCUCUCUAACAAAACUCUGUCCCUCUCUCUAAAGAAGAAACCCUCUGUCCCAUCUUUAUAGAUUCAAAGCUCAAAAACACAGAGGAAAACAGAAAAGGAAGGGGCAAUAAUUCUGAUUUGGUCAAAUUGCAGGUGUUGGGCUAUUGCACAUUUUUGCCCAGGAACCGCUGUGUUGUUUCAGUUAAAGAAUCCAGUGUUCUAAAGAUAGACUUCUAUACUUCUGCACCAUUGGUAUGUUAUGCUUAUUUUCUGGUGAAAAGAAGCCAUCUAUCGUGCCUUGGGACAUUACUUGGAGAUAUAGUUUAAUUUGUAUGCAUUUACAUAUGAUAUGGGUUCUCGAGGACGACCAUUCUUGGAUCUUAAUGAGCCCCCUGCGGAAGAGGAUGAGGAGAGCGACAGCGUCUCAUGUGUUCAGCCCAAGAAAACUCUCCCUUCGUUAAAUUCACACCCAUCUAAUUUGUUCGUAUCGUCCGAAGGUAGUCAAAGAUUACCUAAUAAUAACCAUGCUUUCUCACAUGAACCUUCAGUUUCAGUUUUCCAGCCCUUCGUUAGGCCAAAAGAUGUACAUAAUUACGAAGACCAAGGGAAACAAAUGAAAGAGGAUCAUUUGGGUUCCAAGGUUGCCUCAUCCUCUAAGGUGGAAGGAUGUGACGAGGAAAGUAAGGAGAAACCACUGCUUGUUCCAGCUAGCACACCCACUGAUGCUCAAUCUGUUGAAAGGGAGAGCAAAGAGAAAUCACUACUUGUUCCAGCUAGCACUCCCACCGAUGCUCAAUCUGUUGAAAGGGAGGAAGGUGAAUGGUCUGAUGUAGAGGGUUCUGCUGAUGCAUUCGGUAGCAGUGCAAGUAGCCCUACAAAUGAUAGAUCAAGUACUAUUAGUGGCGAGACUUCGCAGAAACAAGGACUUACUGGGGGAACAGAUCUUUCUAGCUCGGAUAAGGUUGCUGAGAGUUCCUCACAGGAUGGCAUGCAUGCUGUGGUUGCAAAAACUGAAGUGCCUGAUGCUGCCAAAGAGGUGAUAGGACGAUCAGAGUCAGAGCUAUCUGAUAGGGCACACGCUGCCAGUAGAAAUUCAGAUGGCAAUAAGAAAGUGGAUAUGCCUGGGGAUGGACCUGAUGAGCCGUCAAUCACAGUGAAACAAAAAGAGGUUAAGGGAGUUGAAGCAAGUCAUGCACUGAAGUGUGCAAAUAAUCCUGGCAAGAGACAGAGGCUUGAUCAACAGACGGAAGCAAGGCUUGGGAAAAAGCGUGCCAGACAGACUAUGUUUCUUAAUUUUGAUGAUGUCAAGCAAGCUGGCCCUCCAAAAACUUCGACACCUAGAAGGCAAACAUUUUCUUCAGCUCCAGCGACUCGCCAAGUAAAGGAGAGACACAGUAUACCUGCUGAGCGCAGUGAAAAACAGAGUCAACCUGCAUUGAAGGAUCAGAAGCAAGCAGAUACAUCUAACAAUGAAGCAACCAUUCCCAUGGAUACUGACCCUAAAUCUGAAUCGAACGGGGAAAUGAACUCAGGUCUUCAACCUCGAUCAAAAAGGUUAAACAGUGGAAAUGAAUUAGCUGGAGAUGGAUAUCUACCUCCUGUUUCGAGGCAGGGUCCCUGGAAGCAGUCCACUGAUGUGAGGCAAUACAGGAACCCACCAAUGUUAACCAGGAAACCACCUGUUGUUAAUCAGAUCCCUCCAGAUACAAAAUUGGUCAACAAAAAGCUUCCUCUGGUGAAGAAGCAAGUUGCAAAUAAUGCAUACUACUCAGAUACAUCCGUUGAACGUCUUUUACGUGAAGUCACCAAUGACAAAUUUUGGCAUCACCCAGAGGAGACAGAGCUUCAAUGUGUUCCUGGACAGUUUGAAUCUGUAGAGGAAUACAUCAGAGUAUUUGAGCCUUUACUUUUCGAGGAAUGCCGAGCCCAGCUGUACAGCACUUGGGAGGAGUCUACUGAAACAAUAUCGAGAGAUGUACACAUAAUGGUCAAAAUUAAAACCGUUGAAAGACGAGAAAGAGGAUGGUAUGAUGCAGUAGUUAUUCCAGCAAAUGAGUGCAAAUGGACAUUUAAGGAGGGUGAUGUUGCAGUUCUUUCAUGCCCAAGGCCUGGAACAGCAGUCAGGCCUAAAAGGAAUAAUGCUGGUGAAGAUGAUCCGGAGGCUGAGAUCAGCGGGCGUGUGGCUGGAACAGUCAGGCGACACAUACCUAUUGAUACCCGUGACCCUCUUGGGGCCAUCCUUCACUUUUAUGUCGGGGAUACCUACGACCCUAAUAGCAAGGGAGACGAAGAUCAUGUUUUGAAGAAAUUUCAACCUAACGGUAUCUGGUAUCUUACUGUGCUUGGUACUCUUGCAACUUCGCAGCGUGAAUAUGUUGCACUUCAUGCAUUUCGUCGUCUCAAUCCUCAGAUGCAAGCUGCUAUUCUUAAGCCUAGUCCAGAACAGUUCCCAAAGUAUGAGCAGCCACCUCCUGCCAUGCCUGAAUGCUUCACCCAGAAUUUUGUUGAUCACCUGCAUAGGUCCUUCAAUGGACCCCAAUUAGGUGCCAUCCAAUGGGCCGCAAUGCACACAGCUGCUGGUACAAGUAGCGGGUCAGCCAAGAGACAAGAUCCAUGGCCCUUUACCCUUGUCCAAGGGCCACCAGGGACGGGUAAGACACACACAGUCUGGGGAAUGCUAAAUGUCAUACAUCUUGUCCAGUAUCAGCAUUAUUACACUGCGCUACUUAAGAAGCUUGCUCCUGAGAGCUAUAAGCAAAAUACUGAAAGCAGUUCUGAGAAUGUCAGCAUAGGAUCCAUAGAUGAAGUUCUCCAAAGUAUGGAUCAGAACCUAUUUCGCACAUUGCCGAAACUGUGCCCUAAGCCUAGAAUGCUUGUCUGCGCUCCUUCAAAUGCGGCAACAGAUGAAUUGCUAUCGCGUGUUCUUGAUCGUGGGUUUAUUGAUGGUGAAAUGAAGGUUUAUAGGCCUGAUGUUGCUCGAGUGGGUGUCGACACCCAAACACGAGCUGCUCAGGCAGUUUCUGUUGAGCGAAGGACUGAACAGCUACUGGCGAAAGGACGCGAAGAAGUCAUUAGUUGGAUGCACCAGUUGAAAGCUCGGGAAGCUCAACUUUCACAGCAGAUAGCUAUUCUUCAAAGAGAACUCAGUGUUGCAGCUGUAGCUGGUCGUUCUCAAGGAUCUGUAGGUGUUGAUCCGGAUGUCCUAGUUGCACGAGACCAUAAUCGCGACCAAUUGUUACAAAACCUUGCAGCUGUUGUGGAAGGACGGGACAAAGUUCUGGUGGAGAUGUCCCGCCUUCACAUUGUAGAAGGGAAGUUUCGUCCUGGUAGCAACUAUAAUCUCGAGGAAGCUCGUGCAAUGCUGGAAGCUAGCUUUGCAAAUGAGGCUGAGAUUGUUUUCACAACAGUCUCUAGUAGUGGUCGUAAGAUAUUCUCGCGUCUAGAGCAUGGUUUUGACAUGUUGGUUAUUGAUGAGGCAGCUCAGGCUAGUGAAGUAGCCAUUCUUCCUCCCCUUGCUCUUAGUGCUGCUCGCUGUGUUCUUGUUGGGGACCCGCAGCAACUUCCUGCUACAGUUAUCAGCAAGGCGGCAGGGACCUUGUUAUACAGUCGAAGUCUAUUUGAAAGGUUCCAGCAAGCAGGCUGCCCUACGAUGCUAUUGUCUGUUCAAUACAGGAUGCAUCCCCAAAUCAGGGAUUUUCCUUCAAGACAUUUUUAUCAAGGACGUCUUACUGACAGCGAGAGUGUUGGCAAUCUACCUGAUGAAGUUUAUUACAAGGACCCGUUACUGAGACCUUAUGUGUUCUACGACAUAACACAUGGACGAGAGUCUCACAGAGGUGGAUCUGUCUCAUACCAGAACAUUCAUGAAGCACAAUUUGUUCUCCGCUUAUAUGAGCAUCUACAUAGGACGUUAAAAUCUUUAGGUGCGAAGAAGGUCAGUGUUGGUAUCAUUACCCCUUACAAGCUUCAGUUAAAAUGCCUUCAACGUGAGUUUGAAGAGGUUUUGAAUUCAGAAGAAGGGAAGGAUCUAUACAUCAAUACUGUGGACGCGUUUCAAGGCCAGGAACGUGACGUGAUUAUCAUGUCGUGUGUUCGUGCCUCAACUCAUGGUGUGGGCUUUGUUGCUGAUAUUCGAAGAAUGAAUGUUGCGCUUACUCGUGCAAGGAGAGCACUUUGGGUUAUGGGGAAUGCAAAUGCGCUGAUGCAAUGUGAUGACUGGGCUGCAUUGAUCACGGAUGCGAAGGGAAGGAACUGUUAUCUGGACAUGGAAUCUCUUCCCAAGGAUUUCCUGGCUCCGAAGGGUCCCAUUCCUACUCCACAUCCUGGCAAGUCAUUUGGUAACACAAGGGGGUUAAGGACAGGCAGUUACGGUGGCCCUAGGAAUAGGCAUUUUGACCUGCAUUCAGAGUCCAAGUCUGGAACUCCAUCAGAAGAGGAUGAGUCGCAUACACUGUCAAUCUCCAGAAACGGAAGUUACAGGAACUUAAAGGUGCCAAAUGAUAAUCUGGUGGAUGAUUCGGAACCAGUAGGUGCUCGAAAUGCCUGGCAAUAUGGCAUCCAAAAGAAGCAAAAUUCUGCUGGUUUAUUGGGCAGGAGAGAUCCAUAACUUUGUUGGAGCUGUGGUGAUUUCCCACAAGAUUUAUCUGCUACCUUGGAGGUGGUUCAAUUGACCGAGAACACCAUCAUUAAUGUUUAUACUUAUACAACACUGGGAAGAAGGCGGGCACCAUUUUGUCCUUGUAAGGGGCACAGUAUAAUGUCAUUUGAACUAGAACAGUGAAGUAGUUUUUGAAAGAAGGAUUCAUGUUCAUUUGAAAUGAAAUUGCAGCUGGGUGACUAUGAUGAAGCGUGUGCCACCACAUCGAAAAUGCUUAGCAUGGAUUGUGUGUUUAUCAAAGUUGAAUCUGAAGAUAUAUCCGGAAUUUACUAUUGGGAAGAUGUGAGAAUGUCCUAAACACUGUUGCAAGGAGACGUCCGAGUGGAAUCAAUUUGUUGGCGGUCUCUCAGGAGGAUGAGUGAGAAGAUCAGAAGCAAUCUGGUUUGUUCUUGUGGAAUAGGACUCUGAAGAUCUGGAUUGGUUUGAAUUGCUCUCUCAUGGAUCAUGGUAAUGCCUAGGUUCUUAAGUGCUGACAUGUUCCUUCCAUUGUUCGGGCUCCCGCUCUUUCCUUGGACUGGCGGUGAACAUUGGGGGCAAUCGUUUCUAUGUCAGGACUUUGAUGUGUAGGGCUUCAUCUGCACCUCAAGGGAACUCGACUUAAAAUUUAUGCGGAUAGGCUACCUGAAUGACGUAAAGAUGGGCAACAUGUACCGUUAGUAUGCAAAUUGCAAAUGAAGCUAUUUUGGACUGCAGAAGUAUUUGUGCAGGGUGACUAAGCCCAAAUCUGUGAACUGCCCUCUUCUCAAUGACUAAAUAAUUGUCCUCUGAAACAUUACUAGCACAUACAGUGGUGUUCUGGACUCCUUUUUUUGUUGGAUGGUUUUCAAGGACGGUUGUUCAGAAGAGAUCUUUGCUUGAGAAGGAGAAGGAACACCAGUUCUUUUUGUUGUUGAAGGGUUUCUUGUGCAACAGUUCAAAGUUCAGACUGCUUUUUCUAGGAUAGUGUAAAACUCUUGAGCAGGUCUGGCAACACAGUUGGACCGUUGAGUUUAGAGUAAAGCAUGGGUCAUGCAACUUCCUCAGAGUUAUCUACGGCAAAACUCCCUCAAAGGCUCUUAACUUGGUUUUUUUUACACAUAUAUAAGUCUCAAUUGUAUAUAUACACGGGCUGUAUGUUCUUUAUUCAAUUUGCCAAAUGGAAAAUUUUGUUUCUCCUGUAAAUUUAAGGUAAUAUUACCUCUUAGUUAUUCAGUUGGGCAAAUGCCGAAAGUGUUUUUGGUUUGGGUA